AUGGCGCUUCUCUCGACGCUUGUCCUCUCUUUGGGGGCUCUAGCGACUGCCCAGCAAUUCGUCUCUCCUCCUCAAGGUCUCCAAGUGUUGCAAUCGAAGCUCUUUGAGGGAGCAGAAAUCUCGUACAAAAGGACAUCCAUAUGCGAGAUCACUUGUGGCGUCAACUCUUAUAGUGGCUAUGUGACUCUCCCGAAGCAUCUACUCCUGGAUGCCAAAGACUGGGAUGAUGAUGUGUCUGCACACCUCUUUUUCUGGUAUUUUGAGUCUCGAAAUGAUCCGUGCAACGCGCCAACGUCGAUAUACCUCGGAGGAGGACCAGGAACAACCUCGUUUGACGGCGCGUCUGGUUUUCCAUGCCUGUUCAACCCUGACGGAAACUCGACUACAUUGAAUGGAUUCCCCUGGAACAACAAUGUCAACAUGCUGUAUGUUGACCAGCCCAUCGGGACCGGAUUCUCUAACGCAAAAUUGGCCAACGGCGCUUUGGAUGUGCUCUCCCACACCUUCACCCCGUCAGAGGAUGGUCAGGUUCCCGGGUAUGGCGGCAUGUACGGACCACACUUCUUUUCCUACUUCCAAGACCAAAACGAACUCAUCGAAAACGGAGCCCCAUCUCUCGAGAAUGCAACGACCCUCAACCUCGCAACUCUAGGACUCGACGAACCCGGCAUAGACUACCGCGCCAUGAUAAUAGGGUAUCCGACAUUCGGUCACAACAACACCUACGGAAUCCAGAUCUUGUCGGAGGAGGUUUACGAGGAGCUUAUGGCUCAGAUUGUGGCCCCUGACGAAGGAUGCUACGCUCUCAUUGAUCGAUGCCGUGGGUUGGUGUCGGAAGGCGAUCCUGAGAGGUUUGGGACUAACGAGACUGUGAAUGAAGCUUGUGUGGAGGCGACGAACAUGUGCUUUGGAGUUAUACAAGGCGCAUAUGGAGAACUAUCUGAUCGCUCUCCCUUCGACGUCACUGUUUCCAACGUCACAGUUCUCCCAUGGCACUAUGUGGACAACUACCUCAACCAGGCCUGGGUACAACAAGAACUUGGCGUACCUCUCAACUUCACUGCCGACUGGGGACUCAUCGCCAAAGUUUUCCUUGGAGAAACAGGCGACCCGAUGAUUGGUAGCUUCACCACACUGGAAAAGGUGAUCAAGCGUGGUGUCAAUAUAGCCAUUGUUUACGGUGAUCGAGACUACCGAUGUCCUUGGUAUGGCGGCGAGAAUGUUAAUUUGGCCUUGAAUUUUCAGGAUGCCGAAGGAUUCCGUUCCGCAGGCUACGAGUUCAUCACAACAAACUCGUCAAGUAAAGCCGGCUUCGUACGAGAACACGGCAACCUAUCCUUCUCAAGAAUUUUCCAAGCUGGCCACGGUGUCCCAGCCUACCAACCCGAAGUCAUGUCUAAGAUAUUUGAACGAGCCAUAUUUGGUCGCGAUAUUGUCACUGGCAAGAUCAACAUGGCGCAGAACGGGAACUAUAGCACCACCGGCCCGAAGAGUGUGGCGGAUGUGAAGAAUAAGGUAAUGGAGGCUCUGGAAAACAUGUGUUUUGUUCGCCUGCCAGAGAGCUGUACGGAUGAGCAGUUGGCUGCGUUGGCCAAUGGGACGGCCGUGGUGAAUGAUUGGAUUGUUGUUGAGCCUCGAGGGAAGAAGCCUAAGCCAAUGCAGCAGCAUGAGGAUAAGGAUGAGGAUGGUUUUUUCUAG
Molecule: messenger RNA, 1698 nt
Organism: Fusarium keratoplasticum
Lineage: Eukaryota; Fungi; Ascomycota; Sordariomycetes; Hypocreales; Nectriaceae
Exons: 6
Coding region: 1-1698 (565 amino acids)
Biological process (GO): proteolysis
Cellular component (GO): fungal-type vacuole
Molecular function (GO): serine-type carboxypeptidase activity
Source: RefSeq, a predicted model, not a curated record